GCUACAAGUGCCACCGCAAGGCAGAGGCAAUGGGGUACUUUUCCUGAAUUGCGGCGGAGCUGGGAAGAGCGCACUGAGCACUUCCUGCACUCGGGGAUCCUGGCAGCAGGAAACCUGCCUUCUCAUUUGAGGGAUCCUGUCACAGGAAUGUGUGAGUCUUUGGAUAAAUUUGGCUUAGUGACGGCAAUGCUUUCUUCAGAGAUACUGUUACUUCCUCUUUGCUCCUUUUCUGCCUGACCUCAGAUGCUUAGUGUUAACCUCUGUGAUAAACCAGAGGAUUUGCCCCUUUUACCCUUGCCUGUGACUAGGUGCCCUAUCCAUGUGUUAUCCUUUUUAGGAAGAACUGGAGCUGAGUUGUCAACAGUGGAGGCUGCAGAAGAGAUGGGGAUCACAGGGACAGUAUUCCUGGUAGUGCAACCUCAGCUUUUGUUAGAUUCUUACCUGUGAGCUAUUGUCAGGAUUUUCCAGAAGCUGCUGGAAAUGUCUGUUUAGUUCCAAUGGAGCUUCACUACCUGGCUAAGAAAGACAGUCAGACAGCUCUGUGUGAUGCUAUGGACUGGAGUUUAGAAGGGGCUUCUGCUACCCACAAGGCAGAUGCAACAGCCUCCAAAGCUGCUCUCUGUUGCCAGAGACACUGCUCAUCAACAUCUAGAAUAGUUGAGAUGGAAGAAUCUAAACUCGAUUCUUCAGUGGCACCCAACUCCUCUCUGCAAGACAAUGCCAGUCAGCCAGACUCCUUGCUACCUGGACCUCUCCAUUCAGAUAACAACCAAAUGACAACUGAGAGAAAAGUCUGCAAUUGCUGCAGUCAGGAGUUAGAAACUUCUUUUACCUAUGUGGACGAGAAUGUCAACUUGGAGCAGAGAAACCGGAGCUCCCCUUCAUCAAAAGGGAGUAAUAAUCACCCCAGAGACCUAGGUUGGGAAAAUCCAAGUGAGUGGUCCCAGGAAGCUGCCAUAUCUCUGAUAUCUGAAGAUGAAGAUGAUAAAAGUUCAGAAGCCACAUCUUCAGGGAAGUCAGUAGACUAUGGCUUCAUUAGUGCCAUCUUGUUUUUGGUCACCGGCAUCUUACUAGUCAUCAUCUCUUAUAUUGUCCCACGGGAAGUGACCGUGGAUCCCAACACAGUGGCAGCCCGGGAGAUGGAACGCUUGGAGAAGGAGAGUGCAAAGUUGGGUGCUCACCUGGAUCGUUGUGUGAUUGCUGGACUCUGCCUUCUCACGCUUGGGGGAGUGGUUCUGUCCUGUUUGCUCAUGAUGUCUAUGUGGAAGGGAGAGCUCUAUAGGCGCAACAGAUUUGCUUCUUCCACAGAGUCUGCAAAACUCUAUGGGUCUUUUAACUUCAGGAUGAAAACCAGUGCUAACGAAAACACCCUAGAACUGUCCUUGGUAGAGGAAGAUGCUGUACAGAGUUAACUUAGAGUUGUGAACAUCUUGAGAUUCUGCCUUACCCUAUUUGAGAAGGAAGGAAGGGAGGGAGGGAGGAAGGAGGGGAAAAGAGAGAAGCACUGAACAUUUCUUAAAAUUAACAGUGUUAUCUACUGGCCUGACAAGAAAAGUUUAUUUCCCAGAUCAAUAGUCAGUGAGUGCGGUUGUUCUUUAUGUGUUUUGAAAUUACAGAAAAACUCAUGUAAGAUGCAGUGAAAAAAUAUAUAUAUAUAGUUGUAUGUGUCCUUCAAAGGAUCUGAGAAUCAUUAAUCUCUACUUGCUAUCAACUCCCACCUGGCAAAAUGUUUUCUGCAACUCAGUGUACAAAUAAUUUCUUAUAUAAUAAGGUCUGAGAUAUUCUUUGGACUGUAGGCGUUUCUAAACACAAUAGGAACAGUUAGCAAGCACUAAGCACACAGCAGGACAUUUAAUUCUCCAAGGUGCUUAAUAUAUUUUUUGUUACUAUAUUUUAUUCCUGAAAUUUGAAUUGACAUUUUAAAAGUAAGGUUUUAUGUUUGAAUAGUUUGAUGUUUGGGAAUGCUGAUUAUUAAACAGAGUAUAAAAAUGGA
This is a messenger RNA of Erinaceus europaeus (western European hedgehog), 1993 nucleotides long. It is a transcript of the gene TMEM74, whose product is annotated as transmembrane protein 74. Lineage: Eukaryota; Metazoa; Chordata; Mammalia; Eulipotyphla; Erinaceidae. The record is from RefSeq and is a predicted model, not a curated record. The transcript is spliced from 2 exons. The coding region runs from base 498 to 1412 and encodes 304 amino acids.